AUGGCUGACUCCAACCAGACACUGCAGGCCACACUGCAGCAGCCGCACAACUGUCACAGACACUGCAGGGAUGCUCACUGUGCUGUCUGCACAGACCGUGUAGGGAGACUUGGCUGCCAGGUAUAUAAGUGCACCAACUGUAAACUCUCAGUUCACAAGAAGUGCCACAAACUUGUCACAACUGAAUGUGGGCAGCGUUCUUUACCAUCAGAGUCCACGAUGCCAGUCGAUCCAUCAUCCAUGGCUUCAGACCCUGUACACACAGCAAUCCUACAUAAUCUUUCAACUCAUGAGGCAUCAGAACAAGUUGAUGAAGAGAGUGAGGCAGGGAACACUGGGGAAAGUGGCAAAGCUUCAUCUGGUUUAGGUCUUGAAGACUUUGAUUUGCUCCACGUGAUUGGCAGAGGAAGUUAUAGGAAAGUACUGUUAGUCCAAAUGAAAAAAUCAGAUCAUAUGUAUGCAAUGAAAGCAGGGAAAGAAGAGCAUGCCAACAUUGAUCGGAUACAGACAAAGAAGCACGUUUUACAGAAGGCAUCCAGUUGUCCUUUUCUUGUUGGACUGCAUUCUUGCUUUCAGACAGGAAGCAGACUGUUCUUUGUUCUAGACUAUGUAAAUGGUGGGGAUCUGAUGUUUUAUAUGCAACAACAAAGAAUGAUUCCUGAAGAACAUGCUAGGUUUUACCCUGCAGAAAUCACUUUAGCAUUCAACUAUCUUCAUCAGCGAGGGAUACUGUAUAGAAAUUUGAAAUUGGACAAUAUAUUACUGGACUCAGAAGGGCACAUUAAACUCACUGAUUACUGCCUGUGUAAGGAAGGCUUACAGCCAGAAGAUACAACCAGCACUUUCUGUGGCACUCCUAAUUACCUGGCUCCAGAAAUUGCAAGAGGGGAAGAUUAUGGUUUUGGUGUGGACUGGUGGAGUCUUAGAGUACUGAUGUAUGAGAUGAUUGGAAAGUCUCCAUUCCAUCUUGAUGAGAGCUCUGAUAACUCUGACCAGAACUCAAACAAUAAUCUCUUGCAAGUAAUUUUGGAAAGAGACAUUCUCAUACCUCGUUGCUUGUCUGUAAAGGCUGCAAGUGUGCUGGAGGGUGUUCUCAAUAGGGAUCCAAAAGAACAACUGGGUUGUGAUCCCCACAGGGGCUUUCCUGAUGUUCAGGAGCAUCCAUUCUUUCAAAAUGUAGACUGGGACAUGAUGGAGCAAAAGCAGGUGGUGCCUCCGUUUAAACCAAAUAUCUCUGAUCAAUUCGGUUUGGACAACUUUGAUCCUGAGUUUACUAAUGAACCUGUCUGGCUCACCUCAGUUGAUAAUGACAUCGUGAGGAAAGUUUAAGGGUAUGAAUUUGCCAGUUUUAAGUAUAUCAAUCGUCGUACAAUGUAUGAAGAAGAAUAGGUCUGACCCUCAUUUUUCAACUAUGCAUUCUGCUUAAUGCUAUUUAAUGCAUGAAAAAACU
Molecule: messenger RNA, 1450 nt
Organism: Heterocephalus glaber (naked mole-rat)
Lineage: Eukaryota; Metazoa; Chordata; Mammalia; Rodentia; Bathyergidae
Source: RefSeq, a predicted model, not a curated record